Molecule: messenger RNA, 1830 nt
Organism: Caenorhabditis elegans
Lineage: Eukaryota; Metazoa; Nematoda; Chromadorea; Rhabditida; Rhabditidae
Product: putative transporter B0285.6
Exons: 12
Coding region: 15-1739 (574 amino acids)
Biological process (GO): transmembrane transport; succinate transmembrane transport
Cellular component (GO): membrane
Molecular function (GO): transmembrane transporter activity
Source: RefSeq, marked reviewed
CAAUUUUCAGAAGAAUGGGUCGUCGGCAUGGUUGGGCCGAUGAGUUUCGCACAUUUUUCCCAACAUUGUGGCUGAUUUUAGCACCGCUUAUUCUGAGCCCUUUAUUGUUUUUUGGGCAGGAAGGAAAAUGUGCAUUUGUAAUAUUAACAAUGUCAUGUUAUUGGGUGGCCGAAGUAGUUCCACUUGCCGUAACCUCAUUUAUUCCAAUGAUUGCACUUCCAUUUCUAGGCAUCGUCAGUAUCAAAGAAGUUGCACCCAAAUAUUUUGCGGACACAAAUAUAGUCUUUUUCAAUAGUUUAAUGCUUUCAUUGGCGGUAGAAGAAUGCCAGUUGCACAAACGGAUUGCUCUGAAAAUGUUGACUUACGUGGGAACUCGACCACAUUGGUUAAUGGCUGGAUUCAUGAUUAUCACCAGUUUUAUCUCUCUCUGGAUAUCAGAUACUGCUUGCUGUGCAUUGAUGGCUCCGAUUGCCUAUGCUCUUCUCGAGGAAAUAAUGAUUCCGAAAAUGAGACCAGAAGAAAAAGAAAAUGAAAUUGAAGUUAUGAAAAUAUUUGAUAAAGAGGAUCCGGAAGAAAAGGAAAAGAAGAAGUUGGACACAUCGAGGUUAUCAGUCAGAGAUAGAGGAAUUUGCAAAUGUAUGAUGCUUUUGGUGGCCCAUGCUUCAUUGAUCGGAGGUACUGGAACCAUCAAUUCAACUGGACCUAAUCUCAUUUUCAGAGACAAUAUUGAAAAAAAUUUCCCAAAUGAAGAUCAUGGAAUUUCAUAUCUGUCUUGGAUGGCAUUUGCAAUUCCUCCAAUGAUAUUCUACAUGUUCUCUUCUUGGUUUAUAGUUCAACUUCAAUUCUUGGGUCCUCGACAUUUGAUGGGAAUGUUCAGAGAACCCACGGAAACUGAGAAACAAGAAGAGGAAGUUGCGAAGAGAGCCGUGUGGAAGAGUUAUGAUCAAUUGGGUCCCAUGACAUGGGCCGAAAAAAGCACUCUGGUCAUUUUCGUCCUUGCUGUUUUAUCAUGGGUUUCUUCUGAUCCAAAAGUAAUCCCUGGAUGGUCGGAUUUGUUCAGAAAAGGAUACGUCACUGAUUCAUGCUCAGGCCUUGUCGCAGUGUUUUUACUCUUUAUCUGGCCAAAGAAAAAACCGGAUUUCAGAAUUUUUAGAAAAGACAAAAGCCGUCCAUCAGUUAGACAAGAGCCACUAAUUGAUUGGGAUUGUGUCAGAAGGAGGUUUCCAUGGUCGAUUAUUCUUUUGUUAGGAGCUGGUUUUGCAAUUUCAGAUGCUGUCAGAGUGAGUGGUCUCUCCAGUUUGAUAGCCUGCAGUCUAAACAGUACAAUAUCUAAGAUGCCAUUUUUUGUAAUGCAAAUAAUUCUCUCAAUUGUUGUUGUAGUAAUGACAGAAUUCUCAACAAACUCAGCAACUGCUUCCAUAUUCAUUCCAAUAUCAUUCAAAAUGGCUGAAGCCGUUGGAGCACAUCCAUUGUAUUUCUCAAUUCCAACUGCAAUUGGACCAUCAUUCUCAUUUAUGCUUCCGAUGGCAACUCCUGCAAAUGCAAUUGUUUAUGAGACAAAAACUAUUCGAAUGAUUGAUAUGGUAUCGUGUGGAGUCUUCCUGAAUAUCUUUUGCAUUGCGAUCACCGCUAUUAAUAUGAAUACAUGGGCGUUUUGGUUGUUCAAUAUGGGUACCUACCCAGACUAUGCACUUCGCCAUGCCACUAAUAUGACGGGAAAUUCUUCGCAAUGUUUUUAGAAUUUUUCAAAAAGAAAUAUUUAUAUUCUUAACUAUUUUUGAUGUUCAGGUGAAUGUUGUUUCAUGUAAAUAAACAUUUUAUUUUAUUGAA